Messenger RNA from Ordospora colligata OC4, 1467 nucleotides. Its product is annotated as Sec1-like intracellular trafficking protein. The transcript has a single exon. The record is from RefSeq and is a predicted model, not a curated record. Gene Ontology annotation, biological process: vesicle-mediated transport; intracellular protein transport. NCBI's taxonomy places the organism in Eukaryota, Fungi, Microsporidia, Ordosporidae. Bases 1 to 1467 code for a protein of 488 amino acids.
AUGGACCUUCCAGAGAUACUGAAAAAAAAGAUAAUUGAUGAUGUGUUCAGAUCGCACCAUGACGCAGAAUGGAGCCUACUGAUAUAUGACAGUCAUGCAGCAGCAAUUAUGAAGAACAUAUUUGUGAAGUCUGAGUUUAUUAAUCAUAGCAUUGUGAUUUCGCAAAGGAUUGAGGAGCAGAGAACACCUGUAGACUUUCCAGUAAUAUACUUUGUGAGAGGGGAGGAGGAUAUUGCAAAUGUGAUAAACAAGGACUUUGAGAGCAAGAUGUAUUCUUCAUUUGUGGUUUACACGUUGGAGAGGUGUGAAUGGUUGAAUCCUUUGAUAAAGACAAAGAUUGUGGACAUUGAUUUUGUUGCUGUUGAGCAGAGGGUUUUCAGGUGUACUCCGGAUCAGCUAUACUCAGUAGGCAAGACACUAAACUCGAUGUUUAAUGUGAGCUACAGUGGAUAUGUAUGCAAAAAGUCUGCAGAGAUAUUUGAUGAAGCAUCUCAGAAUGACUCGAGGAGAGGCGAGAUGAUUAUUCUUGACAGAAGCGUGGAUUUGUUUUCACCUUUUAUGCAUUUUUUCACAUUCAGAACGCUGCUUGAGGACCUGGAGGUUGAGGAGGUUGAUGUGUUUUCACAAGAGUACAUGAGAGACAGGAUCUGGGAGAGUGUAAGGGGUGUUCAUCUUGGAGAGGUCAAUGAGACACUGAGACACCAUGCACACCUUCUGUCGAAGAUAGCACAGAAGUUGGAUACAAAAGUGGACAGUAAGGAGUUGAUGAAAAUGGUUCUUGAUGCGCCAGCAGCAUCAAAGACAAAAGAGAGCUUGAGCAAGCUGAUCAGGAUGGCACAGAAGUGCUAUAACAAGUUUGAUUAUCUUUCGAAGUUUGUUGGGAUUGAGCAGCAGCUUUCCACGGGGUAUGAAAGCGAUGGAACCAAAUGGAAGAUGAAAGUUGAUGAGGUUUUUAAGUAUUUAUGCAAUAGAAGGAUUGAGAAGCCGGACAGGGUUAGGAUACUUAUACUUCUGAAAGCAAACGGAUACCGACUGCAGGAGAAUGAGAAGGAGAUGUUGAAGCAUGCAGGAUUCACUAGCAAGGAGAUUGAACUUGAGUUUAAGAAUCAGGAACUGUUUGUGCCACUGAAAGAGAAGAUUGACCAUAGAUACGAGGUUAGUCGGUACGAGCCAGUGCUUUCGAAUGUGCUAAGGAGCUUUAUUGAAAAGAAGCAGGGGCAUGUGGAUAUAACUUGCCUGACGCACUCCAGAGCACAUUUGAAGUCGUUACGCAAGAGCUAUCUUUUGUCAGUGAAGAAGGAUGUUCUACACAAGAAGGUGUAUUGUGUGUAUAUAAUUGGAGGGAUGACAUUUGAAGAGAUCCGAGUUGUUUAUGAGCUGAGUGAAAUCCUGGGAGUUGAGAUAAUUAUUGGGUCCGAUAAGAUCAUAGUUCCAAGGAGUUAUACUGAGGAUUUGACUAAAGAUUAG